Messenger RNA from Lycium ferocissimum, 3009 nucleotides. Its product is annotated as leucine-rich repeat extensin-like protein 4. The transcript has a single exon. The record is from RefSeq and is a predicted model, not a curated record. Bases 368 to 2551 code for a protein of 727 amino acids. Lineage: Eukaryota; Viridiplantae; Streptophyta; Magnoliopsida; Solanales; Solanaceae.
UUUGUAAUAGAGAAAGUGAGAGAAUAGUGGGCUUUGAGCUGUGAUUUAGCUGUCCUUUUUUAUAUGUUGGAAAUUUCAUUUCUCUUUCAUUCAUAUUCACACACACACACCAAAAAUCUCAAAACCAAAUAAAUUCAGCAUAUCUCUCUCCUCAUAUCUCUCAGAUCUCAAAAAAAUCCAUUUUUUCUCCACUUCUUUCAUCUUACAUUUGCUUAAAGACUCAAUCUUUAAGCAAAAAAAUCAAAAUACAAAAACCCCAUUUCCUAAAUCUCUUCUUUCAUCUCGCAUUUGCUUAAAGAUUCAAUUUUUAAACAAAAAAAACCUGAAAAAAAACAAGCAUUCUUGAUUUUCAGAUGACUGAUGUGAGAUGAAGGAGAAAAAACAAACACCUAUUUUUUCUCUAUAUUUUCUCUUCCUUUUUUCCUUCUCUUUACUGUGUUCAGGACACACAAAUGCUGAGUUUACAGUUUCAGAAAAUGGCCCUUUAACUGAUACUGAAGCUCAGUAUAUCAAACACAGACAACUUUUAUACUACAGAGAUGAGUUUGGUGAUAGAGGUGAACUUGUAACAAUUGACCCUUCUUUGGUCUUUGAGAAUAAUAGAAUCAAGAAUGCUUAUAUUGCUUUACAAGCAUGGAAACAAGCUAUCAUUUCAGAUCCCUUUAAUAUCACUGUUAAUUGGGUGGGAUCCAAUGUGUGCAGCUACACUGGAAUAUUCUGUGCUCCAGCAUUAGAUAAUCCUAAAAUCCGUACAGUUGCUGCUAUUGAUCUCAACCAUGGUGACAUUGCUGGUUACCUUCCAGAAGAACUUGGGUUACUUACAGAUCUUGGUAUUUUCCAUAUUAAUUCAAAUCGUUUUUGUGGGACAAUACCUAGAAAAUUCAAGAACUUGAAAAUAUUGUUUGAGUUGGAUCUAAGUAACAACAGGUUUGCUGGGAAGUUUCCUUAUGUUGUUUUGAGUUUACCAAAGUUGAUAUUCUUGGAUAUAAGGUUUAAUGAGUUUGAAGGUAAUGUACCUUCACAACUCUUUGAUAAGCCAUUAGAUGCUAUUUUUAUCAACCAUAACAGGUUUGCCUUUGAGUUACCAGACAAUUUUGGGAAUUCACCUGUUUCUGUUAUAGUUUUGGCUAAUAAUAGGUUUCAUGGUUGUCUACCAGCAAGUAUUGGGAAUAUGAGUAAUUUAAAUGAGGCUAUUUUGAUGAACAAUGGGUUGCGUUCUUGUUUGCCACCAGAGAUUGGGAUGUUGGAUAAUUUAACCGUGUUUGAUGUUAGUGGCAAUAAGUUGAUGGGUCCAUUGCCUGAGAGUUUUGGUAAAUUGGUUAAUUUGGAGCAAUUGAAUGUGGCACAUAAUUUUCUAUCUGGUUCAAUUCCAAAGAGUAUUUGUCAACUUCCUAAGCUUGAGAACUUUACUUAUUCUUAUAAUUUCUUUACUGGUGAACCACCGGUUUGUUUGGGGUUGGCGGAGUUUGAUGAUAGCCGAAACUGUUUGCCGAAUAGACCUCUUCAACGGUCUGCUGGUCAGUGUAAGGCGUUUUUGUCAAAGAGAAUACAUUGUAGUGCUUUUAGAUGUCAUAAGUUUGUUCCUGCCUUGCCACCUCCUCCUCCGCUUUCGCCUCCCUUGCCUGCCCCUCCACCGCCUGUUGUCGUGCCUAUUUCUCCCCCACCACCUUCACCAUCACCUCCACCACCCGUUUUUUCGCCACCACCACCAAUUUAUUCACCUCCACCACCCCCACCCUCACCCUCACCCCCGCCACCCUCACCUCCACCACCCCCACCACCAUCACCCCCUCCACCAUCACCUCCUCCCCCACCUCCACCCGUUUAUUCACCUCCACCACCCCCACCAUCUCCACCUCCGCUCUCACCUCCUCCCCCUCCCCCACCCGUUUAUUCACCACCACCUCCACCACCAUCUCCACCCCCACCCUCACCUCCUCCCCCACCCCCACCAGUAUAUUCACCACCACCACCAAUUAUGUCACCACCGCCACCAUCACCAUCACCAUUACCUUAUUGUGUACGAUCACCACCACCUCCGCCACCAAAUUCACCACCUCCUCCAUCACCACAUCCGCCACCUCCACCGCCUACUCACUCGCCUCCACCCCCUUCGCCUUAUUAUUAUAAUUCACCACCUCCUCCUCCGCCUAACUCACCACCUCCUCCACCAAACUCACCUCCACCACCAACAUACAUAUACUCAUCACCUCCUCCACCUCCAGCAUACUCUUCACCACCACCGCCACCCGUUUAUUCACCUCCACCACCAUCCCCAGUACCUUGUAUAGAACCUCCACCACCACCCCCUCCAUGCAUAGAACCACCCCCACCACCCUCCCCAUCACCCUCUCCUCCACCACCCGUUUAUCAUUACAAUUCUCCGCCCCCACCGAUCAUCUAUGAGAGCCCACCACCACCCGUUUAUUAUUACAAUUCUCCGCCCCCACCAUCACCAUCACCCCCACCACCAAGUCCAGUAUAUGAAGGGCCAUUGCCACCAGUAAUAGGAGUAUCCUAUGCUUCUCCACCCCCACCACCCUUUUAUUGAUUCUUUUUUUCAAGAAUUUCCCACUAACUUAUCCUCAAGAGCACACAAAUUGUUCCUACAAUUAUUAUUUCCUCACUCUUCAAGCCAUUAACAAAAUUGAGCUAAUAUGUGAUCAAGAGAGAGGAGGUAAAGAGGAGAAAGAUUCAAUCUCCAAAGAUUUUAUUUUUGAAUUGUUAUGAUGAAUAGAUUUGAAGGUUGUGGAGAGAAUAAAUUUGGCAAAGAAAAGAUUAGAAACUUUGCAGGAAAGUAUAUGUAUAGAUAUCAUAAUCUUGAACUAGAAUCCAGUUUUACAGUUCUUGCUGCUAGCUGGUUCUGUUUUGUGAGUUUUAUUGUUAUUAUAUUAUCCUGCUUCUUUUUCUUUUUUAGCUUUUAGUUGAUCAUACUUUGGUUUCUUCUUUUGUAUUUUUUUGGUUCUUCCAAAUUAUAGUUAUAAUUAUGAGCAUUUUCUUUUUUACCUG